Protopolystoma xenopodis is the source of this 312-nucleotide messenger RNA. Lineage: Eukaryota; Metazoa; Platyhelminthes; Monogenea; Polystomatidea; Polystomatidae. The record is from the annotation of a GenBank genome assembly.
UCACACACAUCCUUGCCUAAGGCCUGUGGAGACAAGCAGCCUCAACCAAUCCCGUCCGGAGCUGCAGAAGAGCCAGUCGUUCUCAUCCCCGGGGCCCAUCACAACUCAGACUGGGACUCCGAGUCAGAAAAUGAUCAAUCAGUUGUUCCUCCAUCAGGUUGGCCGACAGCUUCCAUCAUAUUUUGCCCAAACUGUUAUUCAUGCAUGCCCUUCCUUUCGGUAUUUCGACUGCUGGACCCGAAAAACGUGAAAUGCAUAUUGGAGCAAGAAUGUGCUGACGCCUUGGCAAACCUUAGUGCAGCUUCUCGUUAG